AUGAUGAUUGAUUACGAUGUGAUAGAUUUCGGAGCUGAUGAAGAUGCAGCAGAAUUGUUUGCAGACUGCUUUACGAUACGUAGUGAUGUAUUUUGCGCAGAGCAGAAUGUCGACGAAACAAUGAAAUUUGAUGGCUUGGAUGUCGGAGAUUGUCAACAUUUUGUGUUGAAAUUGGGUAGUUGCAACGUGCCGGCUUCGACCCAAUGA
This is a messenger RNA of Gongylonema pulchrum, 207 nucleotides long. The record is from the annotation of a GenBank genome assembly. Lineage: Eukaryota; Metazoa; Nematoda; Chromadorea; Rhabditida; Gongylonematidae.